This is a messenger RNA of Sporisorium graminicola, 2865 nucleotides long. RefSeq lists its product as uncharacterized. The coding region runs from base 1 to 2865 and encodes 954 amino acids. Lineage: Eukaryota; Fungi; Basidiomycota; Ustilaginomycetes; Ustilaginales; Ustilaginaceae. Gene Ontology annotation, biological process: DNA replication; DNA repair. The record is from RefSeq and is a predicted model, not a curated record. The transcript has a single exon. Gene Ontology annotation, cellular component: DNA replication factor C complex; nucleus. Gene Ontology annotation, molecular function: ATP hydrolysis activity; DNA binding; ATP binding.
AUGCCGCCAAAAAAGCCUUCCACCCCCUUGCCAAAGGGUCAAGCCUCGCUUUCCAACUUUUUCGGAGCGGGCAAGGGGGUUGGCUCCAGUCCAGCCUCCUCUCAAGAGGCACGCGCCAAUCCUCGUACCGCACCAACAGCUUCACCAACAAGGAACGCCUGCGCAGCAAUCGGUACCGCCUCCUCAAAGUACUUUGCCUCGAAAGCAGAGACUUCCUCCUCCACUCGACGCUCUGCAACGGCAACCAAAGCUGACCCCAUGGUCAUCGACGAUUCAGAGGACGACGAUGUUCACGGCGAGAAGCCUGCUUCAAAGCCUAGACCCAAGUCAAACGGUGGAGGCUCGGCGAAAGCAAGCCCGAAAAAGACCGCGACCAAGCGCAAAGCACGCGCAGAUUCUUUCGACGACGAAGAUGACGACGACGAGUAUAAUGACGACGGCGACUUUGCUCCCGCCCCCAAGAAACCUGCCGCAUCUUCGUUGAAAGCCAAAUCCCACUCCACCGCUCAGCCUGCUCGUCGCGCUGCAGCCACCGCCAAGACCAUCAAGAUCGAUGAUUCCGACGACGACGACGACUUCGAAGAUCCCCCACCGCAGGUUAAAAAGGCAACUAUCAAUGGCGUCAAGAAGGCGCCUCCUGCCAAAGCAUCUCCAGCCAAGAAGGUAGAUGUCGACUUGGAGCCUGCACCAGCCCCAGCCGCACCAGCCAAUUGGAGAGAGAUGGCCGCUCGUCGUGCCGCCGGUCCAUCCAACCCGGGCUCUAAAGAGAUUCCUCAGGGCCAACCCAACUGUCUCGCUGGUCUCACCCUGGUCUUUACCGGAGAGCUCACGUCCAUCAGCCGUGACGAGGCUACCGACCUUGCCAAGCGUUACGGCGCGCGGAUCACAGGUGCACCCUCAUCAAAGACGUCCUAUGUCAUCGUUGGAGAAGGCGCCGGUCCCAAGAAGAUCGAGUCGAUUAAGAAGAACAAGAUCGAGACCCUCGACGAAGACGCUUUCCUCGAGCUCAUCCGCACCCGCGGCGCCGGCCAGCUCGACGAAAAGGCGAAACAAAAGAUCAAGGCCGAGGAGGAAAAGAUCAAGGAGGUCGCCAGAAGCAUGGGUCCGCCCAAGGAUGCCAACGUCAAUCCCGCCGAUCUUUCCAACAUGCUCUGGACCACCAAAUACGCUCCCACCCAGAUGAAGGACCUCGUCGGCAACAAGGCUGCUGUCGACAAGCUCGCUGCAUGGCUCAAGGCCUGGCCUGACUCGUACCGAAGCAACUUCAAGAAACCUGGUCCCACCGGUAUGAACGUCUACCGUGCCGUGCUCGUUUCCGGCCCGCCCGGUAUCGGCAAGACGACUUCGGCGCAUCUCGUCGCCAAGAUGGAAGGUUAUUCGCCCCUUGAAUUCAAUGCUAGUGACACGCGUAGCAAAAAGCUCAUCGAAGGAAUGCUCCAAGACACCAUCAACAACAAGUCGCUCGAUAGCUGGUAUAGCAGCGCCGUCAAGCAGCAAUCUUCAUCCACCGAUCUUCCGCGCAUCCACGAGCGCACCGUCCUGAUCAUGGACGAGGUCGAUGGCAUGUCCGGUGGUGAUCGGGGCGGCGUCGGCGCCAUCAAUGCGCUCAUCAAAAAGACAAAGGUGCCCAUCAUCUGUAUCUGCAACGACCGACGCAAUCAGAAGAUGCGUCCCUUUGAGCAUACCACCUACAAUCUCUCGUUCCGCAAACCGGAUGCCAACCAGGUCAAGUCGAGGAUGCUUUCCAUCGCCUUCAAGGAGAAGCUCAAAAUUCCUGGCGAAGUCAUGGCUCAACUCAUCGAAGCUGCGCAAAGCGAUAUUCGUUCCGUAAUCAACAUGCUUAGCACCUGGAAGCUGUCCAAGAACAGCAUGGACUUUGACGAGUCCAAGUCGUUGGGUGCCGAGAACUCCAAGCCUGGCCUGCAUACUCCCUUUUCGCUGUACAGCGAUCUGUCGGCACCAGGAAUGUUCAACGCCAACUCGAAGAAGACUUUGAACGACAAGGCCGAUUUGUACUUUCAGGAUCACAGCUUUGUUCCGCUCAUGGUCGCCGAAAACUAUGCCAAGGCCAAACCCGUGUUGGCUGCGAGGGAAACGGGUGCCCGCCAGCAAGUCAAGCAUCUCGAGCUGCUGCGAAAAGCCGCGGAGAGCAUCUCGGACGGUGAUCUGGUAGACCGGAUGAUCCACGGCGGAGAGCAGCACUGGUCUUUGAUGCCACUCCAUGCAAUUGCUUCGUCGGUACGCCCCUGCUCGUACAUCUAUGGUGGCACCGAAGACGGCUUCCCUAGCUUCCCUGCUUGGCUGGGGCAGAACUCGAAGCAGCAGCGUCUCACGCGUGCCGUGGUGGAUCUACAGGCCAAGAUGCGUCUCGUCUGUUCCGGGUCGAGGCACGAUCUUCGACAGCACUACCUGCCGAGCAUGUGGUCGAUGCUCAUCCAGCCGAUGGUCGAGCACGGAGCCGAGGGAGUCGAGGACGUGAUCCAGCUCAUGGACGACUACUACUUGGGCAUUGAAGAUAGGGAGGCCAUCUUGGAGUUGGGGUUGGAGCCCAACAAUGCCGAGUCUAUCAUGAAGAAGGUGCCCAGUGCAGUCAAGGCCGGCUUCACAAGGAAGUACAAUGCGUCCAAUCACCCGAUCGCGUUCAACAAGGCUACGGAUCUGAGUGGGGUUAAGACCAAGAUCGCCAAGAGCGAGGUUCCGGACUUGGAGGAUGUGGUGGAGGAAGAGGAGGAGCCAGUCGCGGAUGCGGACGAGGAGGACAGGGAUGAAGACAAGGACGAUUUGAGCAAGGACAAGCUGGUCAAGAAGCCCAAGGCUGCGGGCGCGGCAGGAAAGGGCAAGGCCAAGGCGAAGACGAAGAAGUGA